Messenger RNA from Neurospora crassa OR74A, 2312 nucleotides. It is a transcript of the gene pex20, whose product is annotated as peroxisome biogenesis factor 20. Gene Ontology annotation, cellular component: peroxisomal membrane; cytosol. Gene Ontology annotation, biological process: protein import into peroxisome matrix, docking. NCBI's taxonomy places the organism in Eukaryota, Fungi, Ascomycota, Sordariomycetes, Sordariales, Sordariaceae. The transcript is spliced from 2 exons. Bases 524 to 1744 code for a protein of 406 amino acids. The record is from RefSeq and is a predicted model, not a curated record.
CGUCACAAAAAGUUGGGAUGGAAUCUCACUCAACCAGACCUGACCAUUUUGACCCUUCUUCCAGAAUUACUUGUUCAAAAUCAGCGACGCUUUUUGUUUGCUUGCUAAAAGGAUUUCUUUACACACAGUAAUCAGUCGCGUCCUUUUCGUGGUAUUAGGUCCGGCGUUGUUUACUCUUUUUUUUCUCGUUUCCAUCUUCCCCCCUCUCCAACUACUUUUCUCCAAAUACUUAGCGUUGAAGACUUGAGAUACCGGCGGGUUCGGUGACUACUAUCGCGCUGUUCAAAGAACCUCGGCUUCUACUUUCGCGCCACUAAUCUACAUUACUUACAACUUACAACUCUCCUUUCGCUCACUCAUCCAAGUCUUCCUCGCUCUACAAUAAUUAUAUACUCUCUUCAAGGACAUUUCGUUCCUCACUCUUUAUUUAUAAAACCUUCUACUUUUGUAAUUUCUUUCUCGAAACUUACCGUCACCCGCGCUUCUCGCCUUUUUGCUUCCAACAAGUCAAACCUCGCUCAACAUGUCUGACAGCAUGUGCGGCCCGUCCAACGGUGCCAAGAACCUUCUUGCGCACGCUGAUCGCGACCGCACUCUUCACCAGGACCGCCUGGUCAACUCGCCCAACUCGGCUGCCGGUGCUUCCUUCAGAAACCGCCCCUCCUUCGCUGCUGAUGGUGCCUUUGAGACCUUUCAGCAAGCCCCUAUGCUCGACGCCCCGGGUCCUUCCCUCGGCCUUGCGAAUAAUACGUUCCUGAACAACCCAGGCGUCCCGGCUUUUCAUGCUGGUCCAGCGCCUGGUGUCUUUGGUCAUGCGGUCGGAGGUGCGCCGGCUACGGCCAGUCCCAUGCACUCCUCCCGUGCCGCUGCCCACGGCUGGGUCGACCAGUUCGCCAGCAUGCAGCUCCGUCAGGACACAGCUCACGCGGCCCCGGCCAUGUCACCUCAAGCCAUGCCGGCAGCCAUGUCUACUGCAACCCACAACUCCAUGAUGGGCUUGCAGGACGACCAUAUGGCCUACAACACUCGCCAGUUCGGCGGUAUGGGAAUGGGUGUGGGUACGGGAAUGGGAAUGGGAAUGGGAUUGUCCAUGGACGAUCCUUUUGUCAUGCAUGGCACAGCCACGAACAACUUCACUCAUCAGCAGCCUCAGUUCGGCCUCAACGACCACGUCGAGUCGGCACUUGACAUCGAAGCCUUUAACAAAGCCUUUGGCGAGUACGACGAGUCUUCCUUUGAGCAAGAACUUGCUGAGUGGGCCGAGAAGGAAAAGGCCGAGAAGGCUCAGCAAGCUCAGCAGGAGUUUGAGGCUGCCGAGGCCGAGUGGAUGGCGCAGCACGGUCCGAGCGCCGAGAACAACACCAAAGUCGGCCCCCCCACCGACGAGGAAAUGGCCACUAUCGAUGCUGAUCUGGAGAACCUCGCUGAAGAGAUGGAAGCCAAGGAAGAAGCCGAGGCUCGUCGUCGCGAGGGCAACGAGGAGCUGGCCAAGGCAGCCAACGCCAUUUUGACCUCGGUCGCCGACAACCAGUCCGAGAAAUUUCAAAAGUCGACUUUCCUGGAUUUGAUGCGUCGCAUCGGCAACAGAGAGGUCGAGGUCGACGGUGAUAAGCUUGUCGAUGUGGCGACUGGCGAGCAGGUUAGCACUAGCCCUUCCGACUUUGGCCCCAACGACGAUGUCUCUGGCUCUUUGGAUGCGAACGACAAGGGCAUAGCUUCCGCUGAGCCUGCUUCUUCCGCUUAAGUUUUCGGCACCUCAAAGUCGAGGAUACCGUGUUUCGACCUUGGCUCACUGCUGGUUAAAUCGAAUCACUGUAUGGGGACUGGGACGACCAGUUUGUUAUCAUUGCAGGCGCGACAUCGUAUUGUUACAUGAUUUCUCACUUUUGUUACGGCUUUAUUACGGUUUAGGGGACAUCGACACGAUGUCGUGUCGAGCAUUCGAUUUUGUUGCUGCGCAUUUCCGAGCAUGGACUGGUUUCCAAGGGACGUAUUUUCACAUUGCUGGGAUAGAAGGAAAGGGUUUACAUGAAUAUGGAACUGUUUGGUACGAAAAGGAUUUGCUUCAGUCAUGGCUUGGGUCAGGUUCCGAUACCAAGGGUUUGGGCAUGGCGUUCAAGAAGGCCACAGGAGGCUAGGCAGGCGCAUGGUUCAUACUUUCUCUCACUACUUGUUACAUGUCAGCAUUGUUUCGGAGUAUUAUUACUAUUACACCGGCGUAAUAGGCAUUUGUUAUUGUACUAUAAUUAUUCUCACAACAACAAGCAGGAGGCUUAUCAUUCUCAUAUUAGCGUGGAUUCACAUAACUGAUA